AUGGCUCUAGCAAAGAGUCUCUCUCUCAGCGAUCUUUCCGAGAUUCGCAUUUCUUGUGCCAAACCAUUUUCGCGUAUGCAAGAUUCCGACACCGUCAAGGGAUCCCAAUUGAAGACUCUUCAAUCCGCGUGCGUGGCUGACUUCGAAGUCACACACGGAGUUAUGAGAUCUCUUGCCGAAAGAGCUGAAAACCGCAUCAAAGGCUUUGCCGAGAUUCCGAGAAUCAAUACGGUAACAGCCUCGAUGCAGCCAAGCUCGCAAGUCCCAAUUUUUGGUGGUUCACCAAACGAUACCUUCUCCGCAUUUUUGCGAUCCUUCAAUGAUCAUGCUAAUACAGCAAAACCUCCUUUGGGAGACCUCGAAAAGAGGAAUAUUUUCUUGACUUAUUUGACAGACGCAGCCAGAGACCGCGCAGAGGAGUUCCUGGAGCAAGAGAGCGAAGCCUCGUUCGCAACCUUGGUUAACCAUCUAAAGGUAAAAUACGAAGAUCCGGUAAGAGCAGAACUUUCGCGCCAGCAACUCCGAACAACGAACCAGCUUCCGGGCGAGUCCGUAGAUGAGUUUGCAGCUAAGGUCAGAAAACUCGCAAAUUCGUCGUACCUCGGAUACUCGCGUGAAUAUAUCAAGGCCAAAACCUUAGAAGCGUUUUUGGACGGGCUCAAAUACGACAUAAAAUUCCACAUUAAGGCCAGUAACCCAAGAACCUUCGAGGACGCCCUCAAUUCCGCAGUGAGAAACACCCCACGGCAAGUGAAAUGCUAUUUCUGCGGACGUCUCGGACAUAUGAUGGCCAAUUGCUUCAAGAAAAACCGUCAAUUUGGCCGCAUCGACCCAAUUGAUAAUCACCAGAUCAGAAACCGGAAUCAGCCGAUCUUUGGGAACCCAGGAAGACGGACAAACAACUAUGAAGGUAACUCAUCAGACGUACGUAAUUUCCAGCCUGACACGACCGCUGACGAUACAGUAAGAGAAUUACGCGCUCAAGUCGAAGCGUUGACCAUGCGCAACAACCAACUAACAAACAGCAUGACGCCCAGAGUUAACACGGGUUCAGCCGACAAAUUAACAAAAAUCGUAAGCCGCAACGCUUUCUCAACCAGCGGCAGCACAAAAGCCAACGAGAUUAGCGAAGUCAUCAGCGCCUACGAGCAAUGGCUUGACCUCGGUCACCGAUUAUUCCAGGCCUGGACCGCUAUAGUUUGCACAUUUGUCACCCUUUAUGCAAUCUUCCUCGUCGUAGCCAUAUUCAUCAAGCAACAGGCCGAAGCGCUGCCAUUCAGCGUUUCCCAUCGUUUUGGCAAAAAGACGGCUAAUCCACCCUCCGAAGUCAUCUUCGACUAUUCGGACCUAUUGCCGGCAACAACUACAAUAGCUACCUUCCACUCUCCACAAGCGUUUUUCACCGCGCAAAUUCCCAUUAAAGCGAACAACAUUAAUCUCCUAGCCCUGGUGGACACCGGCGCCAGCUUUACCAUAGCAGGCUCCGAGAUAUGCGCACUCAUCGGCAUCCACACGCUCAACAAACCGCUGACUAACAACGCUAUAGGCUUGGGAGGCAACGAAGUAAAAAUUGCGGGAACCGCGCCAAUCAGGUACAAAAUCGGAUCAUUCGAAAUUCAACACAUCACACACUUCACAAUCAAUAAAUGCACUCCACCGGGUCCGUUCUCCUACGACAUUAUAUUAGAACUUGGGCUUCUCAUCGCACCAUCAGUCAUAUCAACUAACCACAUUGCUCUCCUCGUUACUAACCCAUCGAAUCAAAUGGUCACUCUGUACCCAGAGAUGACCAUCGCCACCGCGGCGAUGGUAUUCUCCGAAGGCACACCUGGAAAAGUGCUGACCUGCCACUACUCUUCAGGGGAGAUCCACAGUUUAAGAUUGACCUGA
This is a messenger RNA of Caenorhabditis bovis, 1890 nucleotides long. NCBI's taxonomy places the organism in Eukaryota, Metazoa, Nematoda, Chromadorea, Rhabditida, Rhabditidae. The record is from the annotation of a GenBank genome assembly.